Molecule: messenger RNA, 825 nt
Organism: Durusdinium trenchii
Lineage: Eukaryota; Dinophyceae; Suessiales; Symbiodiniaceae
Source: the annotation of a GenBank genome assembly
AUGUCGUUCCUCUUGGUCACCGCCUUCGACGACGCCUACGACGUGGGCUUCCUCUGCGCGGCCUCGCACGAGGCCUACGCGCAGAAGCACGGUUAUGAGCAGAAGAGUUGGAUCUUGACACCCGACGACUUCAAGGACCUGUGCCAGGGGCGAGCGCCCCAAUGGGCCAAGGUGGCGCUCCUGCAGCGACUGCUGCACGCGAUUCCGGGCGCAAAAGCGGAGGCCGUGCAGCCCAGUUGGAUUGUAUGGCUGGAUGCUGAUGCGCUACUGUUGGACUUCGAGACACGUUUGGAAGACUUGCUGGAGGACUUUGAUUUGAUCUUAGCCGAGGAUAUGUCCUGUGCCAGUGAGCUCAACACGGGGGUGAUGUUCGUUCGGACCUCGUCCACGUGGGUGGCGACGCUCUUGGACGAGGUCUGGAAGAACGCUGAUCCUCGCUGGUAUCACCGACCAUUCCAUGAGCAGACCGCCCUGUCGGCGCGUUUGUGCGCGGUUCCGCGCGGAACCCACGCUUCGGGUACGCUCUGGUGGAGUUGGCAAGGAGGGCCACGCCGCAAGGUCCUGGCGGGCCGUGUGCUAGUCCUGGACUGCGGCACGCUGAACUUUAAGCAUCCAGAGCAACGCCCCUUCGCGAUCCACUUGGUGGAUGACCACCGGCGCUUUGGUGGCCCCAGCAAGGCCGAGCGCGUGAAGGCGUUGUUGCAGCAGCCGAAGCACCAGAGGGGCUGCGUCGCCGUGGCGGCCGGGGCGGAGGCCUCGUGUCCAGCGCUGGUGGAGGCGACCGGCCCGGAGGAAGGGAUUCGUUUGAGCAUUUUAUUGGAGUGA